Molecule: messenger RNA, 575 nt
Organism: Hibiscus syriacus
Lineage: Eukaryota; Viridiplantae; Streptophyta; Magnoliopsida; Malvales; Malvaceae
Product: 60S ribosomal protein L36-2-like
Exons: 4
Coding region: 91-426 (111 amino acids)
Biological process (GO): cytoplasmic translation
Cellular component (GO): cytosolic large ribosomal subunit; ribosome
Molecular function (GO): structural constituent of ribosome
Source: RefSeq, a predicted model, not a curated record
UAGGGUUAGAACUCAAUAUAUUUGUUAUGCCACGAUCCCGAAAACCCUAUUUUCUUUGAACUCCGCCUCAUUUAUCCCGUCUCCGCAGGCAUGGCUACCAAGCAGCCAAAUACUGGCCUCUCUGUAGGACUGAACAAGGGUCAUGUUGUAACCAAGAAGGAGUUGGCUCCUCGUCCCUCCAUUCGGAAAGGAAAAACAAGCAAGAGAGUUCAUUUCGUGAGGAGCUUGAUCAGAGAAGUUGCUGGUUUUGCACCAUACGAGAAGAGGAUCACUGAGCUUCUGAAAGUUGGCAAGGACAAGCGAGCUCUAAAGGUUGCUAAAAGGAAGUUGGGAACUCACAAAAGGGCAAAGAAGAAGCGUGAAGAGAUGUCCAGCGUUCUCCGUAAGAUGAGGGCCCAUGGUGGAGGUGCAGAAAAGAAGAAAUAAACCUUUGUUUUCUUGGUUUUGCUCUGUUCUCGAUUAGGAGCAGCUGGAGAUGUUUGUUUAGCUUAUGUUUCGUUUUUGUUGUUUGAGACUGAAAUCUGUGUUUUGAAAACUUUUUAUUUGAAUUAGAUAUGAGAAAUUGGAAGAAGUAA